GAGCCGGGCAGGGCAGGACAGGACAGGACAGGACAGGACACGACAGGACAGGACAGCAUGGCGAUGGUGUCGCCGGGGCAGCGUGGCCACCUGCCCGGAGCGGCCAGGAACCUUGCGUCGCUGGCCGAGCUAGACGAGGCAGCGCUGCUGGCCGGGCUGCGGGAGCGCUUCCUGCAACAGCACAUCUACACCGACAUCGGAGACAUCCUCGUCGCCAUGAACCCCUUCCAGCCGCUGCCGCUCUACGGGAGAGAGGUCUCCGAGCGUUACCGGCGCUUCCAGAACGACGCGCUGCCUCCCCACAUCUUCGCCAUGGCCAGCCGCGCCUACCACGCCAUGCUGGGCCGCGGGGGUGGCGGACCCCGCAACCAGUGCAUCAUCAUCAGUGGAGAGAGUGGUGCUGGGAAAACAGAGAGUACAAAGUUGUUGUUGCAGCACAUAAUGAACCUAUGCAAAGGCAAUUCACAGCUGGAGCCGCAGAUACUUCAGGUGAAUCCAUUGCUUGAAGCUUUUGGCAAUGCCCAGACAGUGAUGAAUGACAACAGCAGCCGCUUUGGAAAAUACAUACAGCUGCAUUUCCAGAAAAAUACAGUGCAAGGUGCAAAGCUGAGUGAGUACCUGUUAGAGAAGUCACGGGUGGUACAACAAGAUACUGGGGAGAGGAAUUUCCACAUCUUCUACUACAUGUUUGCUGGACUGUCUUCAGAGCAGAAGGAGAUGUAUGGGUUAUUGGAUCCUUCACUCUACAGGUACAUAAGUGGACAGUUUGGUACACAGGAAGUCACUGAACGCUGGAAGCACAAAUACCAAGAGGUUUGCAAUGCCCUUGACAUGGUGGGCUUCCAAGAACAGGAGCAAGUGGACAUGCAGGCUAUCUUGGCUGGUGUGUUGUCUCUGGGCAAUGUGACCUUUGAGCCUGAGGAGAGCAAUGGGUCUGUGAAGGUCAGUGAAGCCUCCCAGGGAUGGCUGAAGGCUGCAGCGGGUCAGUUUGGAGUCCAGGAAGACGAGCUGUUAAAAUGCCUGAUUUGUACAACGUCAGUGACCCGAGGCGAGCAGAUCCAGCGUUUUCACACCCAGCAACAGGCAGAAGAUGCUCGGGACUCCAUUGCAAAGGUGGCCUAUGGUCGAGUGUUUGGCUGGAUUGUUUGCAAGAUAAAUGAGCUGCUGGCUGAGAACGUGGAUCCUGAGGUGGAGCUGAGGGAGAUAGGCAUCUUGGAUAUUUUUGGGUUUGAAAACUUUGCAGUGAAUCGUUUUGAACAGCUUUGCAUAAACUUGGCCAAUGAGCAGCUGCAGCAUUUCUUCAACCAUCACAUUUUCCAGCUGGAGCAGGCUGCCUAUAAGGAAGAAGAGCUGCCUUGGGAGACCAUCACAUUCAACAAUAAUGAACCUAUUCUGAAUCUGCUCCUGGCCAAGCCACUUGGGCUGCUGUCUCUUCUGGAUGAGCAGAGUGCAUUCCCUCAGGCAACUGAUAAGACAUUUGUGGAUAAACUAAAAAGCAGCUUUAAGGGGAAUUUACACUUCCAGCCAGCCCGAGGCCAUGUUUUGGGCUUCAGCAUUAUUCACUAUGCUGGGAAAGUACAAUAUGCUGCCAGGGGCUUUCUAGAGAAGAACAGAGACACCGUGCCAGCCAACAUCCAUGGGCUCUUCAUCAACAGUGUAACCCCCUUACUCAGUGUGCUGUUCACAGCCACGAUCUCCAGGACAGGGACGCUGAUGCCUCAUGUGAAAGCCAAGGUCAUACCAGGAGCAGAUGACAAGUUCAACAGCACACGGAAACAGUCUGCUGGAGCUCAGUUCCGGCAUUCCCUGAUGGUGCUCAUGGAGAGGAUGUAUUCUGCCAACCCACACUUUGUGCGCUGCAUAAAGCCCAACAGCCAGAAGGAGCCAGGUGUGCUGGACAACCAGGUGGUGCUGCUGCAGCUCCGGUACAACGGACUGCUGGAGACAAUCCGUAUCCGAAGAGAUGGUUUCUCCUGGAGACCCUCCUUUGAGGAAUUUGCUGAAAGAUAUGGAAUUCUUCUAGUUAAACCUGGUGCUCCCCUCACAAAGGAAAGCUGCUUGGAGAUACUGCAAAGUACAGAGCUGAAAGGCUGGAUUUGUGGAAAGUCUCGACUUUUCUUUAAAUAUUGGCAUCAGGAACAGCUGGCAAAGUAUCUGGAGCGACUGGAAAGAGCAGCAGUUAUCAUACAGAAAGUUUUUAGGGGAUUCAGAUGCAAGAAGAGUUUCCUAAAACUGUUGGCUGAGCUGAGAGCUCAAGCACAGCGGCUACAGGAGAAGGCAGAGAGAGAAAGAAUCCGGCAGCUCGCACUGGCAGCAGAGGUCCAGGAAAGAAACUCGCUUCCAGUCCCUAUGCCACGAAAGAGGCACCCUCAGUCUAGUCCUCGCCCUUCUGAUCAGUCACAACAGCCACCAGUACCACGGCCACGCAGCAAACUAACAGAGUACACUCCUUUUGAUAACUUCUUGAACCCUUCUGUGCCUCCUCCUGUUCUGGGUACUGAGGAACAGACUGGGAAAGAAGCAAAAGUGAGGAAACUCAAGAGAGGAGCAACUCUGCGCUGGUUCACAGAGACACAGGCCCAGAAGAUCAUGCAGGAUGAUGGGGCCUUUCCAAGCUGGCUGCAUGGGAUGAUCAGUCGGAGGGAAGCUGAAAACUUGCUGAUUGACAAGCCUUUGGGUUGCUUCCUUGUUCGGAUCAGCCAGAGCCGACCAGGCUACAUCUUGACAUACCGGGGCAAAGGGCACUGCAGACACUACAUGAUCCAGGUGCAGCCCAAUGCACGCUACGUCAUCCUGGGGGAGGACCGGGCUCACACCUCGCUCACCGAGCUGGUGCGGUAUCACCAGAGCAUGGGCAUCCAGCCCUUCAUGGAAAUACUGACUGUCCCCUGUGGGCAGAAAAAUAGUGAGAGCUUGAAUUACAAAAAUCUGGAGAGUCUCACACUGAAUUCAUCAGCAGACAAGGGAGAGACCCUUCCAGAGAAGCAGUCCUGCCCCUCCAUGCCUUCCAGCAGCACACCUGCUCUGCAGUGGUUCAGGAGGACCAAGAAUUUCCAAAACCAGCAGACCCAAGACAAGAGUAGAACAAAGCCUGACUCUGGAGAGGGCAGCCAACGAGCCUUCCCUCGCCUCCGCUCUUCCAUACGCCUGGCAAUGCAGGAAAUCCAGCAGUUCACUUCCACUCCCAUGAACAUGUCUAAAGAGAGGAGCUCGCUUCACUGAGGAUGUACAGCCUGGGUGACACGGAUCUCUUGGCCACAAGAAAUAGAGCAGGAAGAACAGAGAGUAGCAGCCAGCUUCCGUCCCAGGACUACACAGAGACCAGGGAAAAAUCUGCCGAAGUUUCAGUUCCCAGCAGCUGUGAUGCAUAGAGUGCUUGCAGUACAAUGGCCAGGCUGCUGGAGGGAGCUCACAGUUUGUUGGAGGGCUGGGGCUGGAAGGAGGAGGGCUACCAGAAUGCAUGCCACAGUAGUCAGCUACAAUGGCUUCCUGGGGUGGAGAGGCAGUGGUGGUGGGGAGCCCUGCCUGGGGUGGCAGAGGCAGCGGGCUGAAGAGAGAUAGUGAGCUGAAGGCAAAGCUCAAAACGGGAAAAGGCAGCAACUUUGUUGCUGUAAAGAGGAUUUUCAACAAAGUCUCAGCAAUGGAAACACAGCUAGUGACUGAGAUUGUGAUACAGUGGGUGGGUGACAAGGGUCUGGCAUGGGCCAGAAGAGGCCUUUUGACUGACUGCCUUAUCUGAAGUAUCUGGUGGAUGUGCAGCUCUCCUGAUCUACUCAGCUGCUGAAGGCAGGUGGGAGCUGUAGUGGUGCUGUAGUAUACUCUGGAAGCUCUGGAAGAAUCUUGGUAUGUGUCAGCUGAGUGUGGAGAGGGAUCAGAAAACCAUGCUUUUGGCUACUGACCCACUGCAGUGCUUCCAAACACACACCAAGAUUGCCAAGUUUCCUGUGUGGUUCUGCUCCCAUGCUGGAAGUCAUGCUGGAGCAAAGCUUUUUAGCUGGGGCCUGUCUUGUCUUUCUCUUCAUAGUUGAGAAAGACAGGAACUCUUCAAUAACUGAAAAAAUCCUGAAGUGUUUGGCUUAAUUGCUUAAUUUCUCUGUGUCCCACUCAUUGAUGUACCCAGGAGAUGCUCUCUGUGUCAGAGGUCAGACAGAAGAAAGACAGAACAUGGGGAUCUGCAUAGAUAACUGCAGGCUUGUUGUACUGGGAUACCUAAAUGUAAUCCUUUUGUAUCCUCCAGGGAGUUGUGUUUCUUGACUGUCUUCCAGGUCCAAGUGGCUCAGACCUGUCCCAGUGCUGUUGGGCCUUGCCUAAUAGUGAACACGUCCAGAGAUACAGCAGCCUUUUUCCAUUUUUUUUUUUUUUAACUUUUCUUUGCUGCACUCAGCUGGCCCUGUGCUUUCAGACAGGGCUGAUGCAGAAGUUCACUUUCCUCAGCACUGAGCAGUACUGUGCCUGCAGUAUUUGUACCAGUCUGAUCCUGGGAGAGGGGAGAGGAUGGGAACAGUCACACUCUGCAUAGACCCAGAGUGCCUGACAGGCUGUGUGUCAGUACUUCUGUAUUCCUGGAGACUCCUCACCUAGCACUGUGAAUAGUCACAAACUGGGUAUCUCCCAACAACCUGUUCUGUCACAAAUAUCUGAUUACCUAUCUCUUUCUCUUUCAGUAUUCUCUUGGCCCUGUGUAUCUGCUGCUCUGGGAACCAAGGGAAGUGCGGUUUUGGCAGUAAGGAGCAAAAUUGAAGUGUCCUUUUUGUUGAGUGCAGGAGCACUUGAACAGAAGCUGAGACAAGGUCAAGAAGAUCUUUCUUGUAAAGGGGAUUCACUGCUCUUGCAUCAGUGUGCUGGCACACUCCUCCACAGUCCUUAACCAGAUCUAAAGUCAGGGAAUCAUUGGUGAAGCCCUCUCAUUCAUCCUGGCUGAAAUCUCUGCAAGUCCAGGUUGGACAAUAUAAAGGACCAUACUACUUGUUCUGUUUCUCCUACCUUUUAAAAUAAAUCUCUUUUUUUUUUU
Messenger RNA from Vidua chalybeata, 5011 nucleotides. RefSeq names its product unconventional myosin-VIIa-like. Gene Ontology annotation, molecular function: cytoskeletal motor activity; ATP binding; protein binding. The transcript is spliced from 30 exons. The record is from RefSeq and is a predicted model, not a curated record. The coding region runs from base 58 to 3222 and encodes 1054 amino acids. Gene Ontology annotation, cellular component: myosin complex. Lineage: Eukaryota; Metazoa; Chordata; Aves; Passeriformes; Viduidae.